UGAUCCCACACCCCGACGCGUCUUGCCAGCUGCCAAAGCGUCCACCUACUUUUGCUCCUCCGCACCCAACACUUCCCUUACCUUCGAGUGCCACUCGAAGCCUGAACUAAUAAUUAUGUCUAUCGUAACAAUCCGAAACGUAGAAUUCCUCAACAAUCCAGCGCGAUUCACUGACCCAUACAGAUUUCGGGUCACUUUUGAAUGUCUGUCUCCUUUGCCAGAUGACCUCGAAUGGAAGUUGAUUUAUGUCUCCUGCCCCGAAAACGCCGCUCUGGACCAAGAAAUCGAUUCAUGUCUGGUUGGACCUGUGCCACCAGGCGUAAACUCUUUCGAGUUUCAAUCACCUGCGCCAGAUCAUAAACUAAUUCCUGAACAAGAUCUCCUCGGUGUGGCAGCACUGAUCCUCACCGGAAGUUAUGCCGAGCAAGAGUUCGUCAGAGUGGGUUAUUAUCAGAAUACAGAAUACGAGGGUGGCGAGGAAGAGCGGUUAAGUAUGGAAGGCAAGAAGGUUGCUGUGGAAAGAUUGGUGAGGGACAUUACGAAGAAGCCGAGAGUGACGCGGUUUCAAAUCAAGUGGGACGUAGCCCCCCCUCAAUCAACAGGCGCAUUAGGAGCAGCAACUUCUGCGGCUGUUCCUUCUGCGGACUCGUACGGCGACGAUGACAAUGAAAAAGACCAAAUGGACGUUGAUACUCCUACUAAGUCGAACGGUAAUAUACCAAUAUCGUGAUUUUCGUCUACUGUAUCCCAUCGCCCUUCUUACAUGUGAGAUUCAAGAAUGAUGUCCGUCCUUGCUUCAUGUUCAGCGGUACUCUUGGGUCGAGUGCCGAACCACUGUUGUUUGACUGGCACCGAUCGUGUGUCAUCGCAUUUCCGUCUUUCAAAUCUCACUGCACCCUUCAUUGUAUUCGAUCUCGAAUGUAUUCCUUACCGAAUCUCUUCAUUUCCUGUCCCCUUGCUGUCCGAAGUGCGUUCCACCAUAACAUUUAUUUCCUCCAAGUUCACACAAUUCUC
Messenger RNA from Lentinula edodes (shiitake mushroom), 1014 nucleotides. RefSeq names its product ASF1 like histone chaperone-domain-containing protein. Gene Ontology annotation, cellular component: nucleus. Gene Ontology annotation, biological process: DNA replication-dependent chromatin assembly. Gene Ontology annotation, molecular function: histone binding. The record is from RefSeq and is a predicted model, not a curated record. The coding region runs from base 116 to 730 and encodes 204 amino acids. Lineage: Eukaryota; Fungi; Basidiomycota; Agaricomycetes; Agaricales; Omphalotaceae. The transcript has 4 exons.